Dermacentor silvarum is the source of this 1478-nucleotide messenger RNA. RefSeq names its product endothelin-converting enzyme 1. Gene Ontology annotation, molecular function: metalloendopeptidase activity. Gene Ontology annotation, biological process: protein processing. Gene Ontology annotation, cellular component: plasma membrane. The coding region runs from base 1 to 1122 and encodes 373 amino acids. The record is from RefSeq and is a predicted model, not a curated record. The transcript has 4 exons. Lineage: Eukaryota; Metazoa; Arthropoda; Arachnida; Ixodida; Ixodidae.
AUGGAUGAAUUGCUGCUCGUGAGCGACAUAGCUGAGUUCACAAAUAUCAUGCGUUUGAUGAACCAAGUCGGUGACAAGGCUCUGCUGCGCCACCUGUCGUGGUUGUUUGUGCAAGCGUAUGCAGGGGUGGCCUACCCUAGAGGCAUUCUGGUGGUCUUCCACGGCAGUGAGCACCGUGCUAAAAAAGAACAGCCUCGCUUCUGCGCUGGUCAGAUCGAGCCAAGCUACAAGCUCCUCGUCGCCGCUAUGGCCUCUGUAGCACAUUUUACAGAGGACGAGCGGCAACGCAUCGAUGAAUACCUAGCAGGUGUCGUACAGACUGCUAUUGAGAAAACGAAGGCUUCUUCAUGGCUCGACAACAAGACAAUACAAGUCGCCGCAGAAAAGCUGGAGAACGUGCGCACCGUGGUGUGGCCGUUGGACAAAUUCCUCUACGCGGAGGCGCUAGAGGAAGUCUACAGAAACUUCACCGACAACGCUUCAUCAUUUGCCGAGUUCUGGAUCGAGACGCGUCGCAGCCAGCGCCAGCUGUUCGGCACCGAGGCUGCCGAAGAGGAGCUUCUGCUGGGCGACAACACUCAGCUGCCGUACGCGGACUACGUGCAGGUGCGCAACCGCCUGUCCCUCUCGCUCGGAGCACUGGCGCCACCGCUGUACUAUCCGGAUGGCACCAAAGCCAUGCUGCACGGCGGCGUCUUGUAUCUCUACGCUCGAGCGCUCAUCAGUGCCAUUGACAAUGAGGGAGUUAAGAUCAGUCCUCGAGGCGAAAUCGUAUCGACUUGGUUGAGCGAGGAAGUCCAGGACACCUUCGAACAGCGCUCACUGGGCUGCCUACCCGGGAAUGCCAGCAUUUUCCCCGAGGUUCCGGCGAUGGAGGUCGCCUACGAAGCUUUCAAGCGACACGUGGAAGAAAAUGAUGCUCAGCUUUCAGAGGAUCUGACGGAACAGAAGGUCUUCUUCAUCACCGCAUGUCUCUCCUCUUGCGCUAUGACGCCCGCCGACAACUUAUACGGUGGCGACUGCAAUAAGGCGGUGAUGAACUUUGCACCGUUCGCCAAAGCUUUCGCUUGUCCCGUUGGUUCGAAAAUGAACCCGGCGACGAAGUGUUCCUUUUUCGACUGAUUUUAGGAGCUGUGUAUUACGAUCUCUAUUCUGUGCCUCUGCUCCUUCUUCAGUAUCGGACUCUUUUUGAACUACAUUGUGCUUAAGUAGCGAGGGUAAUUGAAAGUUUUUGAAACCAGUCGUGUUCGGUGCACCAAUCUUUCCUUUCCCAACCGCUUCGCUGACAUUCCGUUUCUUGUACAUUGGUAGUUCCACUUGUGAUCGUCAGUCUACGUGUUUACGCUCCGUGGUUUUACAGAAGUAGAGUUUUUGAUUCCUUGUGCAAGUUUACGGAUGACUGACCAUCAUAUUGAUUUGCGCUAUUGUAUUUUUGUGGGUGACCACUCAGGUCGUAUAUACUCUACCUGUGAGAGGUU